Molecule: messenger RNA, 3856 nt
Organism: Folsomia candida
Lineage: Eukaryota; Metazoa; Arthropoda; Collembola; Entomobryomorpha; Isotomidae
Product: neurogenic locus notch homolog protein 3-like
Exons: 13
Coding region: 496-3759 (1087 amino acids)
Source: RefSeq, a predicted model, not a curated record
GGAAGCGAGAAGCAUCUGCCUAUGUACCUACAUGUUUACAUGCAUUUAAUAACAACACUCUGUAAAUGUUAUCAUCAGAUUGUGUGCGAAAUCACUUCUGCUUCAAUGGCCAAGUUCAAUGUUACUUGGAGUUGCUGAGGGCAUCUGAGCAUGGCAAUCUCAAGGAAAUCUCCUCCAAGGGCCCAUUCUUCUAUGCUGCAUAUUUACUAAUUGGUCUGUGUUCGGCUGCAACUACCACCGCCGACUGAGACUUAUUAAAUUGCUAUUAGUGGCAACUUUGCUACGAAAAUAAGCAGGAUGGAGGAGGAUGAGUUGGUUGAAAAUGGACAGCUUCCUCUCACAAACGAAGAUGGAUGAUCAAUGGAAAUGAGAAUUUAAGAUUAUCCACUGAUAAGUACAUCAUGUAUGGCGAUGAUAGUUGAUAAUCUCUCGUAUUCAUACCUGACGAUGAGUUUAAAACUGGAUGGAAGGGUUUAAUGUGUGGAAAUUAUAAAUAUGGGUUUCAAAACAGAGCCAAUCGCUGGCAUUUGGACGAUUCUACACGUGUGCUGGGUUUUAAGCAGUGUCGUGAUUGUGAUAACGAGUGGAAGCGUGUCUCAAUGGUCACCAAACCUCGAACUCUUUGAAAUUAUCCCCUCCCCGGACAACACUACGGAACAAGUGCGUCCCGUUCCAAGGAGGAAGAACAGUGAGAUCGUUGUGGGAGAAGAUGUCGGCCCCCACAGCAGACUCGUCAUCAAGUGUAACGCCACAUUCCCCGUCCAGAUAGUUUACAUUGGUGCUGGUCGACCAGAGUUCACCACGUUCACAAAUGUGCAAUGGAAAGAAGACCCUCAAAUGCCUUUGACAUUCGAAGCUGAGGCAUCCCUUGGCCUCUUGGGGUUCCAAGGCGCACUACGCUCCGAAGAUACUGGAAAUUACACCUGUCGAAGUAUUCAAAAUGCCACGAUACACUCCUAUUUCUACAUUUAUGUGCCUGGCCCUUCUCUCUUCACACCGCCGGACGACUACAACUCGGAAAUCUAUUUUACGCCCAGAGACAAACAAGUCUGGAUCCCAUGCGCUGUUGCGAGCUCCAAAGCAGUCGUGUCCUUACAUAAAACCCUUGCCGGCAAGUUGCAGUGUCCCGAAAUUGGGAGGAACGUGGCUUCGUAUGAUCCUCACAAAGGCUUUCUUCUCAAUCUCAAAGACAGCAGUUUAAAAAAACCGGAAGGAAUUUAUCUCUGCAUUGGGAGCCAAAACAAUGAAAAUUUCAGAAUGAUGGAGUACAAACUCAUCCCGACCAACAACAAUCAGUCCGAGAGUGGAAAGCAUCCGUGUAGACCUUCACCUUGUGGGCAGAAGGCUGAAUGCAGCGUAAUUGAUGGUCACCCAGUCUGCUACUGCUUCCGAGGGUUGAGUGGAAAUCCAUACAGCGAAUGCAGUCCCAACAAAGACCGGUGUCACUCCAAUGCGGAAUGUUCUGGAGGGCAGUUUUGUGUGCAGGGGAAAUGCACCAACGACCCGUGUCAUCCGUCCCCCUGUGGCAGAGCAAAUUUUCCAGGAAGCACGUGCGUGUCGCAAGGGGGACGUCCAAGGUGUGCCUGUCAACUUGGGUACGACGGGAAGCCACCCUAUUGCCUCCGGAGGUGUCAGUUUCACGGGGAUUGUCCUCAAAAUGAAAUAUGUUCAAGGACUCACUGCCAAGACCCUUGUCCACAUCGAUGUGGAACAAAUGCAGAUUGUCACGUGGUUCAGUCUGGCUACAACAGAACCGCUCUUUGUACAUGUCCGCCAGGGCGGACUGGCGAUCCGGAAGAAAAUUGUUACGACAUUGGCACAGACCCUGACGAACAUAAAACUCACUGUCCUCUUGGAUUCAUUGGCCCAGGCCCACCAGAUUGUAGGAGGAAAGAAUGUUCCGAAAACUAUGACUGCCCACCCAACCACUACUGCACAUCUGACAAGCGAUGUGUUGACAGCGGUCCGGAUCAAUGUGGACGAAUUUGUGGGAUGAACGCGAUAUGUCAAUUGUCCCGCAGCAUCGGCAGCAGCAGCUCGAAACCAGUGUGCCAAUGUCCAAGUUGGACAACGGGAGAUCCGCUGGUGAGAUGUUUCAAUCUCACGACCACAACGACGACGAGCACCUCCCACCAACGUCCUCAAGACCCUUGCAACUCCAACCCAUGUCCGCACAACACUGUGUGUGAAGCGAAAUAUUUCUUGAGUAGGAAUGGUGCCAAGACGGAGGUGAAUUGCGUCUGUGCUCCGGGAACAGUUGGCCGGUCACCCAACUGUUUCCCGUCGUCAUCACCAACAUUCCCAACGUCAAUAGCUGUGCCGGUUUCUCCUCCUCAAUCUGAUCAGCGCCCAAUAAACGCACCGCCACACCAACAACCCAGCAGGCACUGUUUGGACGACCCCGAUUGUCCCCGUGGAUUCGAGUGUGUUGGUCGUGUUUGUAUUCCCGAAGAAGAAAAACCGCAGUGUAGACGACGCUGUGGUCUGAAUGCUAAAUGCAUCGGCACGCAAUGUGUUUGCCCCAAGAACACGGUGGGAGAUCCACAUGUCGCAUGUCGAGCAGAACGCACUCCUUGUCAGCCAUCCCCUUGUGCAAAUUUCGCCGAGUGUCGCGAGAUCAAUGGUCGGGCAGCUUGUCGAUGCAUUUUGGGCUACGAGGGCGAUGCUUUCACCCGCUGCGCGCCCAGUAGCAGUAGCGAUAACGACGGAAGGAGGGACCAGGAAGGCUUCAAUGGAGGAGGAGGAGGUCAGACAAGCGGGCGACCACAACAGAGUGGACCCCCAUUCACACCUGGCUUUGUUGAAGACGAGUACUAUAGUAUCCACUCACGAUUUCCUGGUUCAAGCAGACCACCAACGACAGCAGUACCACCGUCCUUCAAUAAUCAAGAUCCAUUUUCUUGGAGGGACAAUCAACCGCUGCAGAGUUCAGUCGGGGGAAAAGCUAUGAUAAAUCGUCGCGACGAGUGUGACAUGGGACGACCUGAGGACUGUGGUCCGCCCGACUACAAGUGUCGCAGAGGUCGAGAUGGUGUGGCCAGGUGCGUCUGCUCCUCUCACCGGUGCGGGUAUACGGCAGACUCUCCGAGACCCGAAGGUCUCCCAGAAGGUGUCAUCUAUGGGCGAUACUGUAAAGAAAAUCAAGAUUGUCGAUAUCCCGAAAUUUGCUCCAACGUCACCCUCAACUGUUACAAUCCGUGCGACUUUGACCACAGUCCGUGUGCUCACGUUGCAUUCUCAGAAUGUCGCGUGAUUGAGGCCCAAGCCCUGUGCACUUGUCGACGUGGUUACGUGGGCAGCCCGGCCAGUGGACUGGACUGUCGGAGAGACUUUGGCUCCUCCACUGAGCAGCAAAACAGUGUGAGUACGAGUGGGAGUGACAACCUCCCUGUCGUCCAUUGCGACUACGAGAAGGGGAUCGGCUGCGACACGAAGAGCGAGUGUCAGCUGGUGGAGGGGCGAGGUCAGUGCGUGUGUGGGACUGGACACUCGGGUGACUAUCCAGACUGUAGACUCCGAUGCAAGACAAACAGGGACUGCUUCAAUGCGCACGAGUGUUGGCGAGAUGAAUGUCGCGACCCGUGCGAGAGAGCGCCAUGUGGGAGCAACGCUUUCUGCAGAGUAAUUGAUCACAAGUCCACGUGCGAGUGCAAUCCCAAAUUCAUCGGGGAUCCAUGGGACGGUUGUCGCCCAAACCCUGACCAAAAGCAGAAAGGCUUUAACCUAAAGUGCGACGGGGCCAAGUGCAGUUUCUUCUAAUAUUAAAUAUUUAUUCUAGAAAAAUGAGAAAGCUUUGUCGUUAAUUUAUUUAUGAAACUGAGAUUACUCAAUAAAUUAUCAUACUUAUUUAUGCUUA